Molecule: messenger RNA, 3353 nt
Organism: Nymphaea colorata (pocket water lily)
Lineage: Eukaryota; Viridiplantae; Streptophyta; Magnoliopsida; Nymphaeales; Nymphaeaceae
Exons: 3
Coding region: 2348-2968 (206 amino acids)
Source: RefSeq, a predicted model, not a curated record
CCUGAACCCUUUUCUGCUGUUCCAUAGAUGUGAGCAACAUGCAAGUUUCAGUUCGAGAGACAAAGCUGAAACUUCAAUGACUUCUCACACGAGGUAGAUUCUGCGCGGUUUUGGUUGUGAAAAUUGUUGUUUGGUGGCAGUUGUCACCGUUGAAAGUCAGGAGGCGCGUUGAGCCCAUAAAGAUACCGUAACCCAUGUUCCUCUGUUUGUUCUCCUUUUAUCUCUGUCGAUAUCACCAGUUAAGUUGGGGUUUGAGCUUCUGUUCCAUGAUCCCAUCCAUUUCUAUUUUGUGGACUAAUUUGUUUUGUGGUUCCUUGUUUGGUUGAAUGAAUAAUUUGUGGACUCCUGCCACGAGAGAGUGCACCUUCUCGUCUUUCCAGAAGUUUUGGUAGACGAGCACAAGGAGCCCAAUACUAACAUAACUGUUAGGUCUCAGUUGGUUUACGGGCAGGCCUUUGCUCUGGCUCUGUCUGUCUUUCUUGAGCUCGAGCUCACUUGAAAGGUGCAGUAAGCUUCUGAUAAGGUGAAUGAAGCCAAUUGUACAAGCAACUCAAUUUGCUCGUUAGGCCUAUUUCUAAGAGCAAGCAUAAUGAAGAGAGUCAGAGCUGAGUGAAUACAUCUUUGCUUAUACAGGAGACUCUAUCUUGAAUUUUGAAGAGUUGAGCGACAGAAGUAGAUAUAGUUUUUGCAGUUCCUGAGUGAAUACAUCUUUGCUUAUACAGGAGGCUCUAUCUUGAUUCUUGAAGAGUUGAGCGACAGAAGUAGAUAUAGUUCUUGCUGUUCCAGUUUUAAGAGAAGUAACUAGGAAAUCAGCAACCUCGUUUGGAGGGAAUUGACUGUGAAGAAGUUUUCUCUGUAAAUGAGCUAACUGAGCGAAGGCUUGACAAUUUUACACUGUACUAAGUGUCGGGCUUGUUUUAUUUGAAUAGAAUGAAGUAACAUGCAACUCAUGGUACGACAAAAAUCCUGAGCUUGAGUUAGUUGAUUUGAAAAUAAGGGUAGAAGAAUGAAUUCCAUCUUUGAAUGUGAACUUCUGGCCUGUUUGUUGCAAUCACCCUUUGAUUGGCUUGCUUUUACUACACCAGGUGGUAGCGCAGAUUGUAAAUCCCAUUAUAUGAGCCUGAGUGAGCUUGGAACCAAAUUGAUCCAUGAGCUGCUUGCCUGCUUGGUUCAUUUAUGGUCCUGGCUGCACAUAUUUGGAUUAGUGAUUUUGUAAAAAAUUGAUAGGUUGGUCAAUAAUAGGCAUCAAGAAAAUUAGAAGCUGAUACGGUUCAUGAGAGAUUGUCAUUAUAAAUGCCAGUAGGAAGAAGCAUUACAUGUUGGUGAUGAAAAUCUAUGAAUUAGAAAAGGAAUAUGUUUUUUUCAGGGAGCACAUUUAUAUGCUAAUGGAUGACGUGAGUCCCAGGGACAUGCUAUAAUAGAGUUUACGCCCAGGAAAUGUGGACAUUUGAAUGAUAAAUUCAUGGACCCCAAGGGACAAAUACGGAAGAGUAGCUUCUGCUAAUCAUUUACAGGCUAUGAGUGUCUGAUGUUGAUGGAAGACCCUACAUUACCCCAAACUGUCUUCUGAGGAGGAAUCCAUUUUACUUCACUCGUAUGCUCACUUACUAUUUGGUAAAAUGGUUUAUUAGGGCCUGAUUGUCAUCCUUGAUACACAUGAAGGGAAAAAACAGUUGUUGUAAUAAACAUGAGGGUUGCACUGGUGUCCAGUUAGUAUUUUGACUUGGAAAUGGACGGGCCUACUCGAUCAACAUUUCUUGUUUCCGUUUAAUUCUCUAUUUCUUUUCUUUGUUUAGUUAUUGUAAGAUAAUAUGGCACUUUUUCACAAAAUGGUUUAUUCUGGACAGAUUUUUCACUCAUUCUAAAUGUAAAUCUUAGCCUGAAAAGUUGGAUGAACAACUGAUUCGUUCUGAGAAUUGGUUCCCUUUUAUGACUGUCCUUUCAACUUGAACUGUAUACUUUGCAUUGCUUUAGCAUAUUCAUUUACUUUUUACCAAUAUUAGGGUGCAACUGGUCAUUGCCAGCUAUUGUCACCAGUGAUUUUAGUAUCUGUUUAGCGGUUGUAGUACUGUAUGGUUGGAAAUAUACUAAGGUUCAUGCUGCUCAAAAUUUGUAGUAGAUGGUCCGCACUAUUGUUUUGCUAGGAUUGCCUAAACAUGCAUUUCCUAGUCCCACCUGCUGAUUAUCUCUCAAGAUUGUAGCUUCAUAGCACUAAUAUUUGCUUAUGCUAUUUUUUUAUUGUCUUUCUUGUUCUCUGGGUCUGGUAAAUGCAGGUAAUUAACUGAUUGAGCAUAUUAAAUCAGAAUAAACUGACUGUGAAAACUGUAGAUUGCUGGACUUUUUGAGAAUGGACGUGCCAUCUGAAAGGAGAUGCGUAACAUUUUCUUCAUCAGUUGAAUCUGGUAUUUUAGGACCUCUUCCAUCUAUCAAAGAUCAUACUGGCAAUCAUACAGUACUUCAAAACGACCGUCAUUCAUAUUGUAAUUAUGGUGCCAACUAUCCAAUAUUCACAAGUCAUUCACAGCGUGAUCGCCGUUGGUGGUUAUCAAGAAGAAUAUCAGGUGAUAGUUUUGGUAUGUUAAACUCAUGGCGCAGGAGUACUAAUCCUUUGCCUUAUAAUGCAAUGCCUCUAGUGCAUACUAGAAGCAACUUCAUACCAACGUCUGCAUGCCAUCAAGUGGGUAAUUACAGAUCUUAUAGACCAGAGAGAAUUGAAGCGGUUGACUUGCCUGGUGAUCCACCUAUGUCCAUUACACUGGGGAGCACUUGUGGGUUAUGCCAAGAGCUUCUAACAGAUAGCUCACCACUUUGUCAGGAGCUCUUGACCUCCACCGAUGUUUCAGUUGUUGCAGUUUUAGUUUGUGGCCAUUUCUAUCAUGCAGACUGUUUAGAGGGCAAAACCUCGGAGGCACAUAAACGGGAUCCUCCGUGUCCAGUAUGCUUCUUCAAGAGUACUGAUGCAGUGUGACUGUUUGUUAAUAUCAAUAUCAGAACAUGAUUGUCUUACAAAAUUGCAAGGCUCCUUCAGAAAGGAGAAGAGGGAAUUUUGCCUGGCACUUCUUAUGGAGAAAAUGAAUUCCAAGCCCAUAAUUUAAGAUGCACUCAAGGCACAUGUUCCUACUAAACAGUACAUAUACACUAUCGAUGUUAAUCAGGUUCACUGGAUAUCCAAGAAAUUGCUUAUUUUGUUUGGGUUGACCCAAAUUGCAAAGGAGAGAGAGAGAGAGAGAGUCUCUCUUUAACAAUAUGAAAAUGCCCAUAUAUUUGAAGGGCUUCUGAUAACCUGUGCUCACAAAAUAAAUGAAUCAAAUGCCUUCAUUUUAUAUAUAUAUAUCGGAAUUCAUAUUUUUUUC